AUGAAGAUUGUGACAUGUAAAGUUCAUCAAGUUUGCCGAUAUGCUAAAUGUACAUCUAUUGGGAUGAAACGAAAAUGGGUUUUAUCCAAUGAAGAACGUGAAGAAAAAUAUGAUACAAGACGAAAACGUUUUCGUGAAAAUCGUAGGAGUGAAGAAGAUCCUGAUAUUUAUAAAUUUUUAGCCAAAGAAGUAAAAAAUUACUUAUCGAAAAUAUAG
Rotaria sp. Silwood2 is the source of this 216-nucleotide messenger RNA. The record is from the annotation of a GenBank genome assembly. Lineage: Eukaryota; Metazoa; Rotifera; Eurotatoria; Philodinida; Philodinidae.